GCAACAAGCAAAACUGGGAGUACAAUCCAGAUAGAGCGCCUAAGGAAGCGUCAGUGCCCAAACGGUGAAGGCGAACAAUCCAGAGAGAUGGACAAUGUACAGAACUCGAGCGAGAACUUUGUUGUGAAAGAAAUACGCGACAACAGUAUUGCGCAAGAAUUACGUAAUAACGACAAUGAGGAGGAGGAAUCGAGUGACGACGAUAACGAGGAGGAAUCAAACGACGACGAUGACGAGAAGGAGGAAUCAAACGACGAUGACGAGGAGGAGGAAUUGAGCGAGGAUGAGGAAUCAGAAGACACAGACUCUGAGGACAAUGAAGUAAAAGACGCGUCAGAAGUUGAUGUCAACAUGUUYAGGAAGAGUCUAUCUGGAAAACUUUUAGGAGAAGCGAAGCAGAUAGUGGCACAGGAGGUGAGAAAAGGAUUGUACAGCAAAUCAAGCAAGAGCGAGAAAUCUCCUUACAACUUGGGAAAGCGCGGCAGAAACGUACGUGUGUACAACAAGAAAGCGAACUACCACGUGAACAUGAAGAAUGUUGAAGUAAUUCUCAAGGAAGAUUGUUGCAAGGCCAAAUGUUACUUGAAGUUCACGGUAGAAGAUGUUUUCUACAAGCGAGAAGAAAUUUGGGCGAUGAAACAACCUGAGCAAKUCAACUUCCUUYUCGCAGAGAUGAGGGUUGCGUCRUAUUUYUCGGAUGAUGGAGAUGUAGAGGUGUUAAGARUGACAUUCAAYGRCAUAAAGGUUUGCACAAAAGCGUGGGGAAAGUUGUAUGGAUGCUCGACUACACAUGUUGCAAGACUACGCAAAGACUUCAGAGACGGACUAGUGUUAUUUCAGCUUACUUGUCGGGGUGAGGACAAGAGGCGUGACAAGGUCGGCAGCAGCGAAGGUCAUGUUCGUAAUCGAAAAACGGGASGGUCUUCGAAAUUCAAGGUUAACGAUKAUGUACUUUCCAUCGCAGCCUUGAAAGYCAAUGUUCAAGGUUUGUCGAAUUAUGCUCAACCCCAUAACAUUGAAUGGUGGAAUAAGUUCAUAGCAACGCAGGAAACACUCGACCUUGAGGACAAAAGUCUCAAAGAGCCUUUCACGUGGCCCUCUAUCGAAGUUGAUGUCAACAAACCAGGUGAAGAAGUUUCUUCAACGGUUACCGAUGUCGGCUUCGAUCAACGCUGGGAUGAUCUUUUCCCUCCGGAGAGACCCAUCUACAUCGGUGCUCGCAAGAACAGACAGUUCCGAGAGGACAGAGACGGAAAGUACGACAAUCUCGAGGUCAACACUUUCAUCGCACUACGAGCUUGUCCGGGCAGGAAGAGAGAGACAAACCUUACCACAUUGGCAAGGUUGUCGAGCUGCUAGCAGAUAAACGAUUCAAAGUCGC
Molecule: messenger RNA, 1381 nt
Organism: Chara braunii
Lineage: Eukaryota; Viridiplantae; Streptophyta; Charophyceae; Charales; Characeae
Source: the annotation of a GenBank genome assembly